Molecule: messenger RNA, 2119 nt
Organism: Drosophila obscura
Lineage: Eukaryota; Metazoa; Arthropoda; Insecta; Diptera; Drosophilidae
Gene: Ir94h
Source: RefSeq, a predicted model, not a curated record
CUUAGGGUCCGCGGAAUGUUGGCUCACUUCAGUCCGAGCAUUUCCCUGGAACUGUUCGAGCUGUACGGCCGGGUGCUGCAGUUCCUGGUGGCCGGAGAGACCACCGUCUUCUACUACAAUCCAAGCGGUCUCAACUGCAGCUGGCACUGGCUCUGGCAGCGGAACCUCACCACCAAUCCGCAGAUUGUCUGGCAGAGGGAUGAGCCCGCAGUGGAUCUAAUUAAACAGUUCAACAGCAAUCUCUUUGUCCUGGCCUGCUUGUCGAUGGAGUUCAACGAGUGGGAGCUCCUGGGCCUGGCCUCGAGUCUGAGCCACCUCCGAGGGGUGCGUGUGCUGAUCGAGGUGGCGGGCACUGGCAGCCCCAGCGAGGAGCUUCUGGCAUCCAAGAUCCUGUCGAAUUGCCUCAAGAAUAGCAUGUUGAAUGCGAUGCUGUAUUUCCAGCAAUGGAGUCGCCUUUUAGUCAUCUACAGCUUUCGCGCCUUUCCCCACUUUGAUCUCAUCAAGCAGAAAAUUCUCCCCCAGGGCCCAACCGGACUCCAGAUGUUUGUGGACCAGCUGGCCGAUAUCCGAGGCUUGGAGAUUGUAGCCAUUCCGGACUUAUCGCCACCAAAUUCUUUUCAAUACACGGAUGUUAAUGGACAAAAGCGAGUGGCUGGCUACCUGUGGACGUUCAUUGCAGAAUUUGCGAGCAGCUUGGGGGGCAGGCUGAAGGCGUCGUACCCCACAUGGAGUUCGGGCAGGACACCUGCUAGCCGGUACAUGCAGGAGCUGACCAGGAAUGCCAGCGUGGACUUUGGACUCACGACCACCAUGGUUACGGAAAAGGAGCUCAAGUCCAUCUAUCAGUACUCCUAUCCCAUACUCUACUCGAGCUGGUGCACUAUGCUGCCCAUGGAGCGGCCCAUACCCGUGUUCUCGCUAUUCCAUCGGAUUCUGAGCUACGAGGCCGUGAUUUUGGUGCUAACAGCCAGCCUGGUUCUUGGCCUGCUGGUUCCGGGGCUACUCAAAUAUCUGGACAUCAACUUUCGCUGGAGAUUGUUGCACCUGACGCCACGGCUGCUGGCGCUCGUCCUCGUCUGCGCAUGCGCGGCUCAAUUGCUCUCCCUGCUGAUCUCGCGACCGACCUCGACACGGAUCGAUAGCUUUGAUGAUCUGCUGCGGUCGGGUCUGAGGAUUUUUGGUAUGCGCAGCGAGUUCUAUUUCCUCGAGGGUGAUUUUCGGGCCAAGUACGCGGCGGCAUUCCAUUUGACCAACGAUCCCACCGAACUCUACGACAAUCGAAACUAUUUCAACACCAGCUGGGCCUACACCAUCACCACCGUGAAGUGGGCUGUCAUCGACGCCCAGCAGCGGCACUUCACUCGGCCCGUCUUUCGCCUCUCCCGCGACAUGUGCUUCAAUGGGUUCAUGCCGAGCUGCCUGCUCAUCCCGCCCGAGUCUGUGUACAGGGACCGGCUGCAGCACUUCACCUUGCGAAUGGAUCAGUCGGGCCUGAUUGCGUACUGGAUCCGGAUGAGCUUCUACGACAUGGUCAAGGCCGGACGCAUGACCAUCAAGGACUACAGUCAAACGCAGCAACUGCCUGCUCUCAACCUGAAUGACAUUCAGCUGGCCUGGCACCUGAGUCUCCUGGGAGUGAUUAUUUCCCUCGUCGUAUUUGGCCUAGAACUGCUGCGAUUCUACACGCCCGUCUUUCUGAACAGCCUAUAGGGCACCCCCUAUAAAGCACUUUGCUUUGUUAUUUUCGCUGUACUCGCAUAUAAAAAUAAAUGCAAAUUGCUUACCAGGAAGACACCGCAGCAACACGACGAGCGAGCGCCACGAAAUCAGACUCCCAAUGCGAAAUCAGAAAGAUACAAACCACAAGAAAUCCACCAAAUUAUGUAAAGCCUUGCCAGCAAACAUCAACAAUUUUGUGGCCUAGUCCCGCCAAGGGGGGGAGAGGGUGUCUGUCUUUUACACUCUGGCACUCUGUGGUAGGACAACGCAAGAAGUGUCUGAUUCGCUGGCCCGUUUUGAUUAACAUAAAGCGAAUAAUAGACAUCGACUGCCAGCAACAGCAACAGCAACGUGAACAGAUUUGAUUUCACGAUUUUGCACUAUUUAGCCAGAGAAGACG